AUGGAGAGCGACAAAGGCAAGCGAGCUGAUGCGACCCACCCCGCGACUGGCGACAGCACCAACAAAACUAGCGAUAGUUACACGCCGCUUGCGCCCAUCACCACGGAAGCACACCGUAACAGCGAUCGGGCGAAUACCAGAGACACGGCUCCAGAUUGCAGCAACGAAGACGAGAUGGCACCGCUACCAACAUCGCCGAUCUUACCCUUGGGGCCAGAGAAACUACACGUUCUCCUGACAUACUCGGCUCUACUGGCGUUGACACGACAUUCUUCGCAGCCAGUAGUUGACUUGGACAUGCAGGCUCAAGUUCGACAGCUCGACGCCUUUCUGGCUGGAGAUAUCACCGACGAAGGUGUCGCAACACACUGGUCCGUCGAAAGUCAGCGAUCCGAGCGGCUUCAGCGUUACCAAAACUUGUGUGACGAGCUCGUCCCCAAUUUGACAGCUGCGGUCAAGAAGCAGUCGCGCGAGAACCUGAACACGGAGCCCAAGAACCGCGUACAUGGAGACAGGAACCCGGAGCAUCGAUCGCUCUCGCAGCUAUUCUUGGCCAAGAAUCUGGUAGACAUGUACGGUGCGUGGGUGGAGAAGGCCAGAAAAAAGGGCAUUGACCCUGAUGUCGACCCUUGGACAAACCCGACAAAGUUCAGUAAGGUGAUUCCGGUGUUCGAGUCGAUUUUCACACUACAGUAUAACUUCGACGAUUGGCAACACACGUCACCCAAGCCGGUGUUCAAUCAGACGGCGCGGCUCGAUGCCGAAGAGUUCAUGCGCGUGAUGGACAACCGCGACCAAAUUCGAGUGUAUCACCGUAUGAACACCCCGCUCGGGAACGUCUUCGCGCAAAUGGACGUCAUCCCAGAAAUCGCCACCAAGUACAGUAAAGACGAGUUGACCAGCAUGUGGCGCGACAAGACUCGUCCCAAGUAUCUGAUACCCGAUCCCACGACCGUCACGAUCCCGAACAAGCAGAAAAACACGUAUUGGCAGAGAUCAGAUGACGGAAAGACCUGGACGCGCGGCGAGACAAGCUGGGCACCUACCUUCAAGUUCAUGGUCUUCGACACAGCCACGAAUGCGUACAUCCACGAACACCUCGUCGACCUCGACCACCUUGACCAAAUCGAUCUGAAUGACGAUACUUCGGUUUUGAAGUACCGCAAGAAGCUCUCGCAAUGGCGCAAUCGCGACACUGGUGAGACGACCAAGAUGCGCGAUCCCUGGACCGAUGAUGAGCGUGCCAUCGUUUACGAGUGGGUGAACACUUGGGUCAAGAAGAACGGCGUGAACAAGCUCCUACCUCGGGUCAUGGAGAGUGGGAGGGAGGAUCUCCAGGCUACCCUUGUGGCAAAGACAGGUUUUCUGCGUUCAGUUGACUCGGUCAGUGGUUGGGCAAGACAGCAGAUCACCAAUAAACCCAACGAGCCCCUAGGCAUGUUAUACAUCAAGGGCCAGAAGCUGGCUGCGCUUAUUGAAGCCGGUGAAAGCAUCCCGGACGACGAGCGGUACCCUGACCAGGCUAUCGACGUUGCAGACUUCUUGGCAAAGGCGAACCCGCAGACAUCGUCCGAACACCACAAAUCCGGCAAGAAGCGUAAGCUUGAUUCCGACGACGACGACACUACCAUCGAAUCCGGCUCUGACGAAGAUUUGCUACCCUCUUCCCCGCGCAAGUCUGACAAACGUCCUCGGCUCAGUGCCAAAGGCAGGAUACAACCUGGAAGAGACGCGCAUCUUACCAAGGCCGAGAUGGAUGCUCGUAAUGAAGCGUAUGCUGCUAAGGAAGUCGAUGAGACGGCUGACGACGAUGAGGACAUCAACCGCGAAGUUGACAUGAUCUUCGAGUUUGGCGAUGAUGAUGAGGAAGAAUUAGUUGAGGAGAAUGACUAG
Molecule: messenger RNA, 1893 nt
Organism: Alternaria novae-zelandiae
Lineage: Eukaryota; Fungi; Ascomycota; Dothideomycetes; Pleosporales; Pleosporaceae
Exons: 2
Coding region: 1-1893 (630 amino acids)
Source: RefSeq, a predicted model, not a curated record